Molecule: messenger RNA, 954 nt
Organism: Carassius carassius (crucian carp)
Lineage: Eukaryota; Metazoa; Chordata; Actinopteri; Cypriniformes; Cyprinidae
Product: GTPase IMAP family member 8-like
Exons: 2
Coding region: 67-954 (295 amino acids)
Molecular function (GO): GTP binding
Source: RefSeq, a predicted model, not a curated record
UCACUUUCGUUUCCUAAGAAGAGAAACACACACAGAGAGAGAGAGAGACUGUACCGAGGAAAAAGCAUGGAGGAGAAAUCAAACAGAGCAUUUGCAAGUAAUCAGCCAGUGUCAGAUGUGAACAUUAUGCUGUUGGGCUCGACUGGAGCAGGAAAGAGUGCGUCAGGAAACACCAUCCUGAGCAGAGCCAGAAACCCGUUUGAGGAUGAUUUUUCUCCUGAGGCUGUGACCAAAGUCUGUCAGUCAGCACAAACCGAAGUGGAUGGGCAAACAAUAAAUGUGAUCGACACUGUAGGACUCUCUGAUACAUCAGUGAAUAUCACAGCUGCUCAAACUGAAAUAGAGAAGAUAUUUACACGUCAUGGUAUUGAUGUGUUUCUGCUGGUAAUCAGAUUGGGUGAGACGUUCACAAAGAAUGACAGUAAAGUUUUGAAAUGGGUCUUGGAUAAUUUUGGAACGAAGGUCCUAAAUCACACAAUAGCGCUCUUUACUAACGGAGACCAGUUGCAUGUGCCAGUAGAGAAAUAUGUGAAUAAAAGUAAAACAUUGCGGUCAGUUGUUGAUCUGUGUUCAGGAGGAUUUCAUGUUUUUAACAACAAAAAAGAAGACAAAUUCCAAGUCACUGAGCUUCUGAAAGAAAUAAAUAAACUGAGGGUUCAGAACAGAUACAGGAGGUACACUGAGCACGACUAUAAGGAGACUCAGGAAGCACUACUACAUAGUAAAUGUGUUAUUGGAGCGGCUUUAGGAGGAGGAGCUGGAGCAGCUUUAGGAGGAUUAGUAGCAGCAGCAGGAGCAGCAGGAGCAGCAGUGGCAUCUACUCUGGGAUCAGCUGCACCAUCUGCAGGGCAAGCUGCAUUCAUAGGAGUAAUACUAGGUGCAGCUCUGCUAGCAGUAGCAGCUUUUGCAGCAGUGUAUUUAUUUGAAAGACAAAAAACCCAAAGAUAUAAAUAA